AGUAGUCAGUCUUUGUAGUUUUUCAUUGAUUCUAUUUUAUUUGCCCGUUUUACUGUGAAUGUCCUCCAGAAAACGAAUCUCGAGGUAGUGUAUAGUGACAAAUACAUAAUAUUAAAUAUUCUCUGAACUUUGAUUAUUUCACUAUAUUACUCAUUCAUCUGCAUCAGUUUUAAGGAUAGAGUGAAAUGUGUGAGAACGGCACUUCCGAGGACGCCGAUCGUGCCGGUGCAAAGUUUCUUUGUACCGCGGCAUUGCGUUUUUCGACCGCAGGUGCUGGAAUCUGGAGCAACGCACAAAGGAUAGGAGGAGCUCAGCAGGUCAGGCAGUAACCGUGGAGAUAAAGGACAAUCCCGAUGAAGUGUCCCGACCCGAAGCGUCGACUGUCCACUCCCCCCGCCCCCACGCUGCCUGACCCCUCCAACGCUUUGUGUGUUGUUUGCAUUUUUGUUUACUUCUCACUACUGUUCGAUUUGGCUUUUAAAAGUCAACAUGUAAACUCCACCACCCUUUCGGCACAUUCCGGAUCACAACUUGCUGCCAAAUGGGGAAUCUCUUCACUUUCCUCCUGGUUUCUUUGUGCCAGUUACAUCUCAAGUCUGCCAGAGGAAGCAGGUUCUCCUUCUAACUUUGUGGAUUCCUUCGCCUUCCCCGGAUCGUCAUUUCCAAAAUCUGCAGAGUUGCGCCCGUGAUUCUCCCGAUGUGUGUCCGAGUCUCCCCGGGCUGGAUCUGAGUAGCAACAAUUUUAUUGGGGAUGUUGUUGCCGCGAGUAAAUGCGCCCCAUUAAUAGCCGGCCAAACAGAUGCAGCGCUUCGCACACACUCCGAUUGUUCUUCAUCUGCGUCUGACAUCAGAGGGGCUUUUGUAGGCGUGCGCUGAUGCCCGAGGGGAGGCGGAAGAGUUCAUUCCGACUUGCAGCCGGGGUUGUGUCUGGAUCUGUACGCACGGCCGGCCGCCUCUCCGAACCCGCGCUUCAGCCAGACUCCGCUCUUGGUAGUCAAGUUGACCGCGGAUCCAGCCAGCCAAGCGGAACCCUACCGGGACUGAGCUUACCUCCGGUCACAGGUUGGCGAAAAUUUAUCUCUCCCACCCCUCUGCUUUUGUUUUCGCCCGAAUUGGACUCUGCCAGACAUCUGGCCAAGUGCUGAACAAACUUUGGGAGAGGGCUUGCGGGAGAAGUGACAGGCGUUCGGCGCCCCGCAGCAACAGAGAGGUUGGACGAAGGGCGGCUUGAUCUCUGAAGCCGCCGAGUACGGCCUACCCACCCUUGGUCCCCUCCAGCAUCUCCGCACUCCUACCACCCUUGGGGCACUGAGCGAGGAAUGGCAAGUAGCUUCGGAGGGGCGUGAUCUGGUCAAACUGCGCCCCACGGGAACCUCGGCCGCAAACUGCUGGCGAUCGGCGGGCCAUGGAGGAAGACACGGCCGCUGUCUGCGAGCCCCGGUCCCCCUCGGCCGGCUUGCCCGAAGCCUUCUGCACUCUGUGGAGCGACGUAAUGGGGAUGUUGGAUGGAUCACUGGGACACAUUGACGACCUGGCUCAGCAGUACACAGAAUACUACAACACUUGCCUCAGCAACAGCACUGAUUGCAUGGAAGAGCUUUACACGCGUAGUGUUUCAGAGGAUCUGGAGCUGGAAAGUUCGGCUGCCAAUCCACUCUCCCCACAGCUGCCGUCUGAGACUAGAGAGUCACGUGUGUUGGGGAGUGCAGUGUCAACACCAGAGAGUGAAAGGAAGCAUUUGAUUUGUAAGUCGACUUUGGAGGAUGGAUCAGUUGGAAGUGCUGACUGGAAAAAGAAAAAUAAAUCCUUCUGGCAGAGUUUUCGGAAACUGCAGAAAGGGAACACAGUGCGGGAAUUAUGUAAAGGAGAUGAUGUUGGAUUCGUGGCGAGUGAGAUCACUAUGAGUGACGAAGACCGCAUUGAGCUGAUGAUGAUGGUCAAAGAUAAGAUGAUAACGAUUGAGGAGGCACUUGCCAAGCUGAAAGAAUACGAGUGUCACAGCAAGGUGUGUGCGAGUUCAGAUUCUGCCCACUUGGCACCUGGAAGCCAGGAGCAUUUUGACGAAUCCUCAGAUGGUGGUGUAUGGGAACAGUUGGAUGAUGAUCUCCAAGAGGUGAAGUUCAAAAGGCUCCACAAGUUGGUUUCUUCCAAGCGCAGAUCAAAGAAGAAACUUGUCAAGGUGGAAGAAAUGAAGAGUGCACCUAUGGCAGAAAACUCCUUCGAUGGGACCUGCAGCAAGCAGGUGGAGUCUCUACAGGAUGAAAGAUCGCUGAAUUUUUUCCGGCCAAAGAGCAGCAAGACACAGCCGUGCUGCAGUGAAUCAAUGCAGAGGCAGGCUGUGGAUGACCCAGCAACCUUAACGACGCCUGGUGUAUCCCUGUCUCCCGGUGGUCCGGAAGGUCAGACGGGCAAGAAGCUUGUCAAGUCUCCUCAUGCGUCAUCUGAGUUCAGCACUGUAAUGCCUCCAAAGAGAUCAGGGAAAAAGUUGUCUGACUCAGAAAUUAGUGAAGGCAAGUCACACAGGAUUCUUCACUCUCCGACUGACAACCUUGCAGCUCAGCUUCAAGGGUGUGAUUGCAGUGAGAAGGGAGGCAUGGCAAAGUCCCCUGCAAGUUCACGGAAAUCGCUGAGCAGAAAGGUCAAGUCAGUAAAAGAGACGGUCAGAAGGAAGAUUACAAAGACGUACAGUGGUAGCACAACCCCUCAGCUGACCAGUGAAGCAGUGUCACCUCCUGCCCAGCUUACUGAGACAGCCGACAGAUCGAGGCUCAAGCUGCCAGGGGGUGGUUCGGUGGAGAGUCUGCGCAGCUCCUUGAGUGGCCAGAGCUCGAUGAGUGGUCAAACAGUGAGCACCACAGACUCGUCAGCCAGCAACAGGGAGAGUGUGAAAUCAGAAGAUGGGGAGGAGGAAGAAUCUGCCUACCAGGGCCCUUUCUGUGGCCGUGCCAGAGUCCACACUGAUUUUAUCCCAAGCCCGUAUGACACCGAUUCACUGAAACUCAAGAAAGGUGACGUGAUAGAUAUAAUCAGCAAACCCCCGGGGGGAACGUGGAUGGGCCUGCUAAACAAUAAGGUUGGAACGUUCAAGUUCAUUUACAUGGAUGUUGUGAACGAUGAAGUGGAAAAGCCGAAGAGGCCGAGGAGGAGGAGACGAGGAGGCAAACACCCCAAGCCACACACUGUUCAGGAGCUGCUCCGGCGAUAUGACCUGGAGCAACACAUGCCAACUCUGCUGUUGAAUGGCUACGAGGACUUGGACACGUUCAAGCUGCUGCAGGAGGAGGACUUGGACGAGCUGAACAUCCUGGAGCCAGAGCAGAGGUCUCGGCUGUUGCUGGCCGUUGAACUCCUGCACGACUAUGACAGUAACAGUGACAAGGAUCUGCCCGGUGAAUGUGCUCCCAAGGAAACCUUACCCCGCUAUUCGAAUAAGACCACUGGCUCAGACCCGCAGAGGCAAUCUCCUUGGGACUCAGGCUGCUUUGAGGAGAGUGGAUUUCCUGAGAAUGGGUUGGACCUAAGGAAGGACAACCGGCCAAACACAGAAGGCAAAAGCAGGAAGUCAUGGCCGUUAGUGACAGCAGGAUCGCUGGCAAAACUGGGGUUACCAUUCCAGUGCCCACCAUCAGAACACCUGCCAGUCCACGCCACAGACGCUUUUGGGAACGUAGACUUUGGGAGAGACGAGGAAAAGCCGGCAACCCUGUGCGCCUCCCCCUGUGUUCGGUUGGGUUACACCGGGCUUCCAGUUCCUCCCCAGGGCUGUCAGAGGUUGCCGGCCAGGACGAAUUCGGAGGACCUGGUGCACUGCCAUGCUGCCCGGAAGCCGUGGCAACGGUCCCGCUCCUUGGAUGAGCUGCACCGAGGUGCCCACUCUCCCUCGGGUGCAGGAGCUCGGCCUGCGCCGCCUCAGCAGGUGGGACUCGGCACGCGUGGGGCUGCAGGAGCCCAGGGAGAGCAGCCGGCAGCCGGCAACCUUGCCCCCGCCCUGCUGACAGCUCGGGUCGCCGCCCCGUGUCCGCCGUCGGAAGGGAGGAGUGUGCUCUCCCCGACUCCAACGUGUGACCUGCCCGGUCAAACGCCGCUUGAGCAAGCGGCCAGUUGCAGAGACCAGGCGGGGACGUGCACUUCAACAAAAGACCCAGAGACAGUGACCGAAAGCAAACCGCGUAGCCACCACCCUUCUCAGCCACCACCCGUGCCUGCCAAGAAAUGCAGAGACUAUAUGAGAAAUGGAAUCCUCCCCACCUCUCGCGUGUUAAACAGCUCUAACUCUUCUACUGGCAGCCAGUACAGACUGGCGCCCACUUUGCACGCGCACUGUCCCACUGCCGAACCAGCCAGCUUACCGCAGAUACCCUGCCCUCCGGUGUCUGCCCCGGCCGAGGCCUCCUGCACGCCACAGCUGAGGGUGAAGCUGUGUCCCGCCUCUGGACGGAAGCCCCCCCGGAUGCGAGAGGUGGAACUAGAAACGUUAAUAGAGAACAAGUUAGAGUUGGAAGCAAUUGAUCUGACAGAGAAACCCUACUCCGAUAAGCAUGGUCGCUGUGGGAUUCCGAUGGCACUAAUAGAGAGGUAUUCGGAGAGCCUGCAGCACUCGCUGGAGCAGGUGGCUGCAGCCAUGGACCUUGUCAGAGUCAGACAGCUUCGCAAGCAGCAUCGAAUGGCCAUUCCGAGUUCCUUCGAUAAGAUGAGCAAAAAUUCGACAGCCCUAGAACUGCCCAAGUCUUCGCGGAGCUGAUCUUCGGAGGAUUGGCACGGAUCUCAUCUCAUCAUCAGCACUCCGAGGCGUUAGUUAGAAACCUGAUGGAAGCAAGGCCAGCAGGUCCCUGUGGUAAAACCAGGUGUGAACACGGAGAGGCACAGGUUCCCCCCCCCCCCACCCCCACCAGGGGUCCGAUCGAACAAAGUGAGGGGCGACGGAAGAAGCAGUGUGGAGCGGAGGUGCCCACCGUGAGGUUGUGGGGUGACGGUGGGGAGCCCUCCUGAUGAGGCGGUGUUUCCUCCUUGGUAGAGAGGACUUCCGCACACAUCACUGCUGGCGUUUCUCCACUGCCAGCAUUCAUGUGCAUAUCACAAAGUCAACCACUGCUGUGUCAAAUAAUCACUGAAGACUUUAGUGUAAAGCACACCCACUACAAGCAGCUCUCUCAUUUUCUAACCUAGGCUCGCGCUCGGAGCACGGACGCUCUUCCGCUGUCUGUGUUGGGACAUCGGGCCAUUCUAACUCUCCACUUCAAACCCA
Messenger RNA from Hypanus sabinus (Atlantic stingray), 5245 nucleotides. RefSeq names its product SAM and SH3 domain containing 1a (gene sash1a). NCBI's taxonomy places the organism in Eukaryota, Metazoa, Chordata, Chondrichthyes, Myliobatiformes, Dasyatidae. Gene Ontology annotation, molecular function: protein binding. The coding region runs from base 1406 to 4741 and encodes 1111 amino acids. The record is from RefSeq and is a predicted model, not a curated record. The transcript has 20 exons.